AUGAAACUCGAGGACCUGGAGUCCAUCCUUGCGACUGUGGCAGAGAGCUGCGAGCGUCUGGAUCAGAGAUUGCGAAGCGCCAAGGAUGCCUACGAACGGAUGAAUCACUUGGCCCAUCAGCAGCUAUGGUCGCAGCCUUCGGAAUGCCAGCAACUGGAGCUGGAGCUGGACCAGCACCGGGACGCCACCUUUGGGCGUCAGCUGCUGGCGCCCUCCAAAGGCGCCACCGGAAAAGGCGCGCUGCUGCUGCGGGAGGCGCCAGCAAUACGGCUGCCAUCGCAACUUUUCCUGAGGCAGGAAUGGCUAUCAGCCUGGCGGAGUCUCACGCCUUCACAACGCUUCCAGCUGGAAGACUUUGAGGCCAAUAUGUUCGCAGUGGAUCCAGGCGAUCGAGAACACUUCCUUUUGACAAAGGAGGAACUGCUGGAGCUCCGAGCUCAAGGGCUGGAGUGCCAUUUCGAGUCCCUCCUGCACUUCAGGCAGGUCUGUCGCGUCAACGCGCAACGCCUGGGGCUGGGAGCCGCUCUCUUCACCAGGGCUUCCAAGCUGACGCACUCCUGCAGACCCAACUGCUACACCGUGGAAGACGGCUGUCUGGAGCUUCGAAGCCUGAGAGAUCUGUCGCCACGGGAGCUGUUAACCAUCAGCUACAUUGCCGAUGAGAAGUUGUUACUUCAAGACUCCGAGACCAGGCGUCGUUACCUCUGGCGCCAGCACUGCUUCCACUGCCGCUGCGACCGCUGCGAAGGGCCUGACCUCGCCGUCCCGGCACCGCGAGCGGUGCGGCUCGCCACUGCGCCGGUGGAGCGGUGGCGACGCCUGGAACGACGUGUGGGAAAUCUGCUGAAGCCGGAAUUGGAAGGCGAAAGUUGGAGCGUCCUCUGGCGCGAACUGAUGAUUUGGCAGACGGAGGCCUCCGAAGCGCUGCCCUCCGAGCACUGGGCCACGGUGCACGCUGCGCUGCUGGUGAGUUACCUGGCCAUGCGGCGGCACUCGCAGGGCUUUCCACUGCCGCUGAGUGUGGCAAGAAUCUUGCAGGGUUUCAGUGGUUUCCUGCAACUGCACCAAAGACUUUGCCCUGAAGUUUGGUGGUUAACCGACGAAGUUCAGGUGCAGCUCCAGGAGCUGCGUCUUUUGCUCUCGCGCGACCUGGACGUGAACAUGGCGCCGCUGCUUCCAGCCGCGCUCGUCGCGGGAGAGUUGGAGUUGUUGAUGAAAGAUGAACCAGAUGGUCUCAACGGAAUGGACUGA
Messenger RNA from Cladocopium goreaui, 1251 nucleotides. The record is from the annotation of a GenBank genome assembly. NCBI's taxonomy places the organism in Eukaryota, Dinophyceae, Suessiales, Symbiodiniaceae.